Molecule: messenger RNA, 1751 nt
Organism: Aethina tumida (small hive beetle)
Lineage: Eukaryota; Metazoa; Arthropoda; Insecta; Coleoptera; Nitidulidae
Gene: mRpS30
Product: 39S ribosomal protein S30, mitochondrial
Exons: 4
Coding region: 95-1723 (542 amino acids)
Biological process (GO): translation
Cellular component (GO): ribosome; mitochondrion; mitochondrial large ribosomal subunit
Molecular function (GO): structural constituent of ribosome
Source: RefSeq, a predicted model, not a curated record
GUGAGGUUAACAUGUCUUCAUUUUGUUAAAGAAUUGAACAUUAACUUCAUAGUUACGAAAGUUAUUAUAAAUAAAAUACCGCAUAACCAUAAAAAUGAGCCUGUUCAGGUUAAACAGGCAUUUAUCGCCCAAAAUUCGCCGAACAUUUUCCACCGCUUUGCAAGAAGAUGAAUACACCGCAACACCCCAAUAUCCACCGAUUUUGGACAACUCCUAUUUGGCUCGACUCGAACGUCGCAAGGAAACCGAACGUGAAAGCAUAAAGGACGUGCCAACGAUCGAAGAAAAACAAAUUCGAUUGAACAUGCCCCGUUAUUAUGGCUUCAAAUCGUACAUGUUGAAUGAGGAUUAUAUUCCUUAUAAUAAUUUAACACUCGCACAACACGUCACAAGAACCCACUUGGUUGUCAAUGAUGAGUUGCCUGAGUACUUUAAAGGGAUCAGUGUUGAUGAUUUGGUGGCUAAAACUAAGGCAGAUGUUGAGGAGGCCGUUUAUAUUGAACUUGAGGGACACAAGAGAGCCCAUGAAAUUACUAAUGAAGACCUUAGUGAAGUAGAAAUAGAAAACAUUAUCAGUUCAUCAAUCAGUAAACAAGUUAAUCGAGUCAUUCUCAAUAAUUUAAGUAAAGUACUUCCACAUUUGUUGCAAGUACAAGUGGAUUAUGAUCCGAAAGUUGAAUCUUGUUGGUAUGCAGGUGGAAUGGUUCCACCAGAAAAUGUAAAAAGGUAUAGGAGGGGUAGAGAAUGGACAAAAGAAUAUGAAAACUUGCCCACAGACAGAUUAAUGGCAUAUCAAGGCAAACCUACACUGAACUUAAGAACAAAUUUGCCUUUACCCCCAAUUAUUCCUUAUUCAGAGGCUGAAAAUCCUGCAUUUACUGUCCCAUUUUUUAAAUUUGAUCCUAGGACAGUUGGUACAAAAACCACACACAGAAGAAUCACUAAUAUUCCUGGUUUCUGGCCAGGUGAUCCAAACCAGUUUGGUGUUCUUUCUUACCAUUCCAGAGGUCACAUCUUAACCAGAAAACGCUUCAACGACCCAAAUGACGACAAAGAAGCUCUUCACCGCCAAGGAAUUUUGGCUUCAUUCGGCUGGUUAAGCGCACAAGCAAACUUCUUGGGUUUCAACACGUUCAAUGACUUAACGUAUCCGUUAACCACCCAAACAGUUAUCACGAACGGACAAAUCUGGUCGUUUUACGCUUAUCAAUUGAAUACCAUGUUGAUCCAUGGAAAGAAUGUAGAUGAAAAUCCAAAAAAGAACAUCUGUUGGGCGACUCCCGAGAUGAAACUAUAUGAUUCUGUAGCUGACGGUAAAUUAGUUGGUUUUAAUGAUGACGUUCUGAAAGUAUUAUUAAAGCUUUACGCGAACCAACCAGCGCAACGACUGGGUGUUAAUCUCACCCCAUAUUUAAAACACAAGGAAAAGGUUGUGGCCGAUUAUGAAGAUGCGGAUAAACGCGAAUGGCUUGAACGUGAAUACAAAUUCUUGGUAUCAAAUAGACCAAGACUGGUUGAUAUUGAUGAGGUUUACCACUGGGAAAAGAUUUACAAGAUAGAUAAUAAGACCAGAUUUAUGGAGAAGAGAUUGAGGUUCUUUGAACUGUUCCAAAAACCACAAGAUAGAAGAUUGGAUGAUAGAUUAGGAAAGUAUAUUCCAAGAGCUUUAAGGCCUGAACUGCCAAGACACAAAGGCAGACGUGCCAAGGAAUAUUGGCCUUAAGUUGUUAAUAAAGUUGUGUUAAAGUUUA